Poecilia reticulata (guppy) is the source of this 1487-nucleotide messenger RNA. Lineage: Eukaryota; Metazoa; Chordata; Actinopteri; Cyprinodontiformes; Poeciliidae. The record is from RefSeq and is a predicted model, not a curated record.
GGCUUCUGAUUCGCUAAAUUGUUCCUGCAUGAGCAGGUUGCAAGACSACAGGAGGAAACAGAUCCUGCAGGAAUCUGUCGGGAACAACCGUGAAAAAAAAAGUGGAAACUGCGAUCGGAUGAAGUCUGCGGCUGCGGCGCGGAGGUUUUUGCGCACGGAGAGCGUUGCGCACCGGAGGAACUCGCUUGGAAAGCCRCCGUUUGCUGCGUAGCUGCCGGGUUUCUGCCUCAUAGAUGAAAACCCCACCGGAGAGACGUGGGGGCCCCUCCGUCUGCCACCGCCGGGGACCAUGGCGGACAACUUCUCGGAUCUGAUCAACGAGUCGCUGCCRGCGGCUCCGGUUGCGCACUACAACUUCCCGGCGCUCAUAUUCGGGAUUUUACUGAUCAUCACCGUCACUGCGGGAAACGUGCUGGUGUGCCUCAGUGUUUACUUGGAGAAGGCUUUGAAAACUACGACCAACUACUUCAUAGUGAGUCUGGCGUUUGCGGAUUUGCUGCUGGCGGUUCUGGUUCUGCCGCUCUUCGUUUACGCAGAGGUGAGGUGGUUUUUGCGUGAAGAGAAGCAAAAAUUAUUUAGUUUUUUUUUAUUCGUCAUCUUCGGCAUCAACAACGUGCCGAACCGCAACCCCAGAGAGUGCAAACUGGAGGACAACAACUACGUGGUGUACUCGUCCGUCUGCUCCUUCUUCAUCCCCUGCCCCAUCAUGGUGCUGCUCUACUUUGGGGUUUUUCGAGGYCUGAGGCGGUGGGAGGAGGCGCGGAAGGCCAAGCUGCGCAGCAGCAUCGAGGCGUGCCGGAAGCUGCAGCAGAGCAGCGCGGUYGGYGGYGCCCUGCCCCCGAUGAUGGGCACCAUCCCCGGGGCGCUGCCCAUGCCGCUGCCCAGGAUCAUAGAGAGAGAUCUGGCCCAGUCUCGCAUGGACGACUCAGGCGACUACGUCCAGCAGGAGAUUCCUUAUCCACGGGAGUACCGGGAAAACUCAGUGCCAACAGUGAGAUUCAACCAGCAGCAAGUCAAGAAGAGGGCGAAGAUCAACAGCAGGGAACGGAAAGCUAUGAGGGUCCUACCGGUUGUAGUAGGCUGCUUCCUGCUCUGCUGGACGCCGUUCUUCGUGGUGCACACGAUGCGAGCGUUGUGCCUGACRUGCAACAUCCCCGACGCGCUGAUGAGCACCGUCACCUGGCUCGGCUACGUCAACAGCGCCCUCAAUCCCAUCAUCUACACCAUGUUCAACACGGAGUUCAAGAAGUUCUUCAAGAAAUGUUUCCGGAGCUGCUGCUGACAGCGGAUCGCUGCCUCCACAGACUGAAACACCAGAGGAGGUUUGGGUUCACAACGUCAGACUGAGACAUUUCCAGUUCGGCUCGCGAACUGGAAAGAAGAGGAAGAACAUUUUGUUUAAGUUCUGAUUUCAUUUGAGGUUUUUAUGGAUUUUAUGUAAAAUACUAAUGGACUUUGUUUGGUCUGAAAUAAAGAUUUAUUUGACC